Wallemia ichthyophaga EXF-994 is the source of this 1872-nucleotide messenger RNA. RefSeq names its product Fimbrin. The record is from RefSeq and is a predicted model, not a curated record. Gene Ontology annotation, cellular component: actin filament bundle; cytoplasm; actin filament. Gene Ontology annotation, molecular function: actin filament binding. The transcript has 5 exons. Gene Ontology annotation, biological process: actin filament bundle assembly; actin filament network formation. The coding region runs from base 1 to 1872 and encodes 623 amino acids. Lineage: Eukaryota; Fungi; Basidiomycota; Wallemiomycetes; Wallemiales; Wallemiaceae.
AUGAUCGCCAUAAAGUUACAAAGAAAGCACCCACAAUUUAGCCAAGAGGAAGUACUCAAGCUCGUUGACUCUUUCCAACAGCUUGACCUUGAAGGAAAGGGCGUUGCCCAGCAGGAUGUAAUCAAAUCACUACAGAAUGAAGCAACUUAUGAUCAAGUGAGAGAGACACUCAAGGAUGUUAGCUUGGAUGCGAGUGGAAGAGUAGAAAUUGAGGAUUACGUGGACCUCAUUUCUAAGCUUAGAUCAGGACAAAAUGCCAACGCAGGUGUUGUUCAGAAAGGAAAAGUAACAGUUAAAGGAACUUCUUCGAACGUUUCACAUACAAUCAACGAAGAUGAAAGAUCAGAAUUCACUAGACACAUAAAUCAGGUCUUGGACGGUGACGCUGACGUCAAAGACAAGUUGCCAUUGCCUACAGAUAACUUUCAACUUUUCGAUGAAACUAGAGACGGUCUCAUUCUUUCUAAACUCAUAAAUGACGCAGUUCCAGACACUAUCGAUGAGCGUGUCCUGAACAAGCCAAAAACUCGCACACCAACACUCAACGCUUUCCAAGCCACAGAGAACAACAACAUCGUUAUUCAAUCUGCUAAAGCUAUUGGCUGUCAAGUCGUCAAUAUCGGUUCACAGGACCUGGUUGAAGGUAGAGAAAUCCUCAUCCUUGGUCUUAUUUGGCAGAUUAUUAGAAAAGGUUUACUUUCUAGAAUCGAUAUUAAGAACCACCCUGAGCUAUACAGACUUUUGGAACAAGAUGAACAGCUUGAAGAUUUCUUGAGAUUACCACCAGACCAAAUUCUUCUUAGAUGGUUCAACUACCACCUCAAGAAUGCUGGCUGGCACAGACGCGUAGGCAACUUCAGCAAGGAUGUUUGCGAUGGUGAAAAUUACACUGUUUUACUUAAUCAACUCAAACCAGCUCAAUGUUCAAGAGAUCCACUUAAUCAAUCCGAUUUAUACAGAAGAGCGGAAAUGAUCCUUGACAAUGCUGACAAAAUUGGUGUGAGGAAAUAUCUUACUCCUAAUGCAAUGAUUGGCGGUAACUCAAAACUUAAUCUUGCGUUUGUUGCCCAUCUCUUCAACACUCAUCCAGGAUUAGAACCAAUUAACAUUGAAGAAGUUCCCGAGAUAGAAGAGUUUGAUGCUGAAGGUGAACGUGAAGCUAGAGUAUUCAUACUUUGGUUAAACAGCUUGAAUGUUGAUCCAACUGUUCACAACCUCUUUGAUAAUCUCAGUGAUGGUCUCAUAUUAUUACAAGCAUUUGAUAAAAUUGCACCUGGCUCCGUUGCUUGGAGGCGUGUUGCCAAGCCAAAGCCAAACCCUUAUUCUGAAGAAGACAGUACACGUCCAGAAUUGAGUAGAUUCAAAAAAGUUGAGAACACCAAUUAUGUUUGCGAACUUUGCAUUAAGAAUGGUAUGCACCUUGUUGGUAUCCAAGGUUCUGAUAUUGUAGAUGGUACACGUACACUUGUCUUGGGUACUGUUUGGCAGAUUAUGAGACUUUCAAUAGGUGCCACCCUCAGCAGUCUUAGCAAGAAUGGUCGCCAAAUCACUGAUGUUGACAUGGUCAAAUGGGCGAAUGAGAGAGUAGCACAAGCUGGAAAGAAAUCUUCUAUGCGCUCAUUCAAGGAUUCUACAUUGAGAUCAGGCCAUUUCUUCCUUGAUCUUCUUGACGCGCUCAAACCAGGCUACGUUGAUUACAGUUUGGUUAAUGAUGGUAGAACUGACGAUGAUGCAUUCUUGAACAAUAAGCUUGCUAUCAGUGUAGCACGUAAGAUUGGUUGCCUUGUCUUUGUUGUACCUGAAGAUCUUGUCGAGGUUAGACAAAAGUUGGUUCUUACUUUCAUCGGUGCUAUCAUGGCAGCAAAUGCAUAG